UAAUAACACUCAGCAGUCUACAGCAGCCGCGCCGUGCGUACCAAACUGAGUUCCAAACCGAUCUCUCGCCGUUCAUUUACCGUCGUGACUUUCGCGUAUCUUUCGUCAUAUCAUCAUUUUUUUAUACGUUCAAAGAAACCUUAAUGUGGAAUGCGAAUAAAUCGCGGUCGUAUUGAAAUACAUAGAAUCAUAUAUUAUUAUCUACUACUUGACCGUUCAAAAUAACCCGGGCCCGGCCGUGAAAAGCGCGCACGCCAGAAGAGCGAAAAAACUGUAAAACCAUUAGUUAUAAGAAUAUGGGAAUAGGCUGUGGCGGACGUGCCGGCAGCGACGACGAAUCGUCCGCCUAGUCGUCGGCAGACGAGUGCCGCACGGCGAGAUAACCCGGUCAUUGGUGAAGUGAGCUGAUAAAAAAAAAAACAACUCAACAACCUAUUCUCUGUCAUUAAGAUUGCUGUGCGGUGUCAGAAGCAUUCAUAGCAGUCUUGGACGUCCACCACCCUGUCCAACACUCACUUAAACGUGGAUUUUCUUUCAUUUGAAAAUUGCACGUUUCGUUUUUGUACUCCCGCAUUAUGAGUGCUUAUCAUAUGAAUACUGCUCCUAUUGUAUACGACGCUCAAAACUCUACGCUGUUUGGUCACGGAUUAUUCAGCGAUUGUUACCCAAAUAUCCUGGGCUCAGCUGUAACAAUGUUCCUGUCUACUCAAUAUCAACCGGUCUUCAUGUCUGUGAUCGGGUCCAUCGUUGUGGGCCUCAGUGGACUUUUCCCCCUACUUAUAUUGCCAGUCAAUGAUUCAAUGUCUCUGAAGACUGGACCUGGCAGUAAACAUUUACGUCUAUUGUUGAGUUUUUCUGUUGGUGGUAUGUUGGGUGAUGUAUUUUUACACGUUUUACCUGAAGUAUGGAUCUCUUCUAAGGAUAGACAUGUUGACUGGAUACGGGAUGGCUGGUGGGUUCUGGCAGGUUUAUUAGUAUUCAUCAUAGUUGAGAAAUUGUUUUCAUUAUCAGAUGAUGAAAAUGAUGAAAAUGAAACCGUUCAUAACAAGGUGUCUACUGACAUAAACUCAGUCAAUAACAACCAUAAGGACUUAGGAAAAACUAAAUGUGAUAAUGAUGUGAUUGCCAAAGGCAAAAAUCACAUUCAAAUAAGUGGCUAUUUAAACUUAUUGGCCAAUUGCAUUGACAAUUUCACUCAUGGUUUGGCAUUAGGAGGAAGUUUUCUCAUAUCCCCAAGAGUUGGUUUGUUCACCACAUUGGCAAUAUUGGUUCAUGAAAUUCCGCAUGAAGUUGGUGAUUUUGCUAUUCUUUUGAAGUCUGGGUUCAGUCGCUGGGAUGCUGGUGCUCAAGUAUAUACAGCUUCUGCUGGCAUACUAGGAGCCCUUACGGCCAUCUACUGUAGUGGAGUUUCUGGUGAUGUUGAGGCAAAGACAUCUUGGAUCAUGCCGUUUACAGCUGGUGGUUUUCUUCACAUAUCUUUGGUUACUGUAUUGCCUGAACUACUACUCGAAGAGAACCCAAGAGAAUCAAUUAAACAGUUUACGUUGAUAUUAGCUGGAAUAACAGUUAUGUUUGUCAUGUCAAAUCUGUUUGAAUAAUAAAACAUACAUUUUUUCCUUGUCCCACCCUCCUACAAUGUAUCCCAUCAAAAGACUAUAAUCUAAUAUUAUUAUUUGACAUUAUUAAGUACCACCUAUUACUACUUGUUUAGACCAUUUUAUGUUAAUUAUAUUGUAUUGUAUUAAUUGUAUUAUUCAUAAAAAUGUCCUGUUGUCUUAUCCAAUUUCUUUUUAAUGUUACUAUAAGACACAAAUCCACAUAUUAUUUCUUAUACUUAAAAAAAAAUCACACCUUCACGAGUUUAAUUGGUUUAUUUAUGGCUGUGCAUUGUUGAUUUUUUUUUUUUUUUGUUAUCAAUAUUGCAUUGUUUUAAUAUAUAUUUUUUUUAAGUUUAAUACAAUUUAUUUUCAUUACCAAGCCAUAUUAUAUUUAAGUUAUUUAUGUAAAUAUUUAUAUGUUAUCAAAAAUUAUGUUCAACUAACCUUAAUUAUUUUAUUAUACUACUUAAAAACGUAUUGUAUCGAUAUCUUGUUUAAAGAACAACUAAGAUUUGUAUUUAUUUUUUUGUAAAUAAAUAUAUAUAUAUAUUUAUAUGUAUGUCACAUCAAACAA
Molecule: messenger RNA, 2172 nt
Organism: Aphis gossypii (cotton aphid)
Lineage: Eukaryota; Metazoa; Arthropoda; Insecta; Hemiptera; Aphididae
Gene: Zip99C
Product: zinc transporter ZIP13 homolog
Biological process (GO): intracellular zinc ion homeostasis; zinc ion transmembrane transport
Cellular component (GO): membrane
Molecular function (GO): zinc ion transmembrane transporter activity
Source: RefSeq, a predicted model, not a curated record